AUGAAGCCGCGAUUAAGGCAUUUCCUCCUUGGUUGUGCGUUAUUUUUAAUUCUAGGUGAAAUCUCUGCUAGGCCGAGGGAGGAGCGAUCUCCUAAUUUAAGAAAGGCGAAGACAAAGACUCAACAAUAUGGAGACAAAAAGAAACAAACAAAACCAUCAUUACGCUACACUUCAAAAGAUCAACAACAUGGCGUUCGACGUACCAGUAGGAGGUUGAAGAAACCGCCAUCGUUUUCACCCAUGAAAGAUUACAACAAAGAACGCAAAAGACAGUAUAUAAUGCAUCCAUUGCACCCAUAUGUUCAUCCAUAUAUGUUUAUGCGCCCUCCACCGAUGACCCAAAGAACCAUUGUGACAACGCGCAUUCCACGGCCUCCAAUGGCGGUACCAUAUAAUCCGUUUUUUCCGCGCAGUUUUUUCGGUGGAAUGCACCAUCAUGGCUCGCCAUUUUCGUUUUAUGACCCAAUGAAAAUGUAUGGAGAUGAAAUAGACGAAGACGAGGAAGGUUAGAUUAUAUAUUUAUUGUUUUCAUCUGAUUUUUUGGUCGAUUUCGCUUGACAAGUUAUGAAUUGAGUAACCUGCUCAAGGUGACCGUUGAAAUUGUUCUAAUUCGCUCAUCGAUGGCCGACAAGUUCCGCUGAGGGAAAGCGAUACACAGAAAAGGAAAAAAGGUCAAUGAACUAGCGCUUAAAUAUAAGGAGAGCCAUAAAAAAAAAAGUCGACUCAGCCUUUGAUGUCUUGGUAAAGAGCCAUGAUAGGCUGUCUUCUUCCUUGGUGGCAGCAAAUCAAAUGGCUUUAUUUAUUGCUAUUAAGCGAUUCAAUAGCUACUUAAUGUUGUUUACAUAAACUAGGGAAAAUAUAUUUUAAUACGCAAUGAAAGUAACUUCCAGACACCUAAAGGAUCCUUUGCUGCCAGGGUUAUGUUUUUAUUAAAUGAAAUUGAUAGUAAUGGAAAGUUAAUUUUGGUUUUCACGUUUUCAUAGCACUGGGAAACGAAUUUAGAAAAGUAUUGCAAAUUAUAAAGUCUGAUUUGAUGAAAAUUUUUUAAAACUCCCAGAAUAAAAUCGUUUCUGCCCCUGCCCUAAAGCCACAAAAAUAAACUCGUUAACAAAUUUUUCGUAUUUAGUUAUCUCUGCACCAAGAUGUAAAAACAAUUUUUUGAAAAAUGUUACACAAAGGAGUGCAGCUACCACAUUCAAUGGCGUUUAGGCAGGAGCUUAAAUGAAUUGCCUCCGGCCUCGAACCACGAAUAAUUACAUUAACUUCUAUGCCUGGUAUGAACCAAUUAUCAGUGGCAAAACAGAUUGACUUUCAUUACCUGACGCAAAUUCGUCCCUUCGGCAGAGCGUCAUUGCAGUCCCAAUCCAUGCCAAAACGGAGCAACUUGUAAUGAAGUCAAAGAUGGAUAUGAAUGCAUGUGCGCACCUGGAUACAAGGGAACUGAUUGUGAUGGUAUGUAUAUUUCCCGAGGGGAGGGUGCUCCCCAUAUGGUCCAAGUUUACAAAGGUUAAAAGAUUGUUUAUCCAGCUAGUUUUCAGGCCCUCCACUCAGAUAAUUAGAAACAAAUAAUUCAGGUAGGACGUGACAGGAUUAAAAACCUCAACUGGCAGGAGGAAACUAGUUGGCUAUUUACAAUCGUGGCCAAGGAUUUGAACUCGGGACAACCGAGAACAAAUCCAGAAAGUUGCUGGAGCGGGACUCGAACCGGGGAACGCCGGAUAGCAAGUCCGACGCGCUUACCACCAUGCCACGUUGCCUCCUCUUGCCUCCAAUAUGAACAAAAUAGGAUUGUGCCGUUCCAAAAGGUGUGGCUUUAAAGUUGUUUUGUUCUGAAAACGGGUUCAUAUUUUGCUCAUUAUCUGUGUCUGAAAUUGGGCAUGGUUUUCAAGGGAACCAGGAAAGCAUAUCAACGUAUUUGAUUGCAUAAUUAGCUCCACAAGCAAAACCUCCAUUUAAAGAAGUCGUUAUUUCACUUGAACUUGAUGACGAAUAUUAGAUAAUUCACAUUUUUCCCCAAGUUCAACUACAUAACUUAAUAUUUUCUAAUUCAAGCUUUAAAGGAAAAUUCGUUCGCAAAGGGGAGAAUGCACACUCCACCAGGGAGCUGGAGAGCUUUAUUUCUUUACUGAUGAAAUAUAAUCAGACUGACUUACCUAUAUGCUUUAUGUCUUUCCUUAAUAGUUGUGGAAGGGAUUUUUAUCAAAGCAAAGGUUUCUCCAUUCGAUUUCAGAGUAUGAUUGCUUCAAGCACGUCGGAAACUUGAGUCGUCUCGAGUUUCAGGUGUUAACUAUUAACUCUAUUUAGGAGCUUUGUUAAAUCUUAACCCAACAUGGGACUCGGGAAGUUGAUGUUGACUCUUUAUACGCGCAGAAGCGAUUUUGUUUUAAAUGAAAUCGAGCGGAAAGCUCGUCUUCGCUCUGAUGUAAAUCCCUUCCAACAUAAUCAAAGAAAGACACAAGCAUACAGGUAAAAAAAUUUGAUUUUCUUGCAUUGGAAUGUAUUAACUAUAAAAUAAUUUCGCUCGAACUUAUGAAGUUAUGGACUCUGUAGCGUGCGAAUAUACAGCUGUCUCUCGCUGAGCUCUACUCUGUUGCCGAGUAGCUAUCUUUAAAAUGUCAGUCUUGCCUUCUUUUCACUACGCGAAGGUGAAAAAUUCCUAAGUGAGCAAAUGUUCAAUAUUGACUCGCCAUGCCACUCUUUUUUUCCUCAAGAGGAAAACAAGUGUCACCCUAACCCUUGCCGCAAUGGAGGAAUCUGCACAGAAGCAAAUGGAGCUUACAUCUGCACCUGUAUGGAGGGAUACAAGGGAUCCAAUUGCGAAGGUAUAUCCUGCUUAAGCAUGCAGAACUACUGACACACGAUCUAGCAAUAUAUCUGCUAAGAUCGCCAUGCCUUAAUUUUAUAGUUGUUGCCUAAUCUAAAUUCCAUGCAGUUUGCUCACUGUCACUGUUGGAGGAACGCCCGGGAGGAACGACAGACGUGUGUCUUCAUGAUAACCUCAGAUAACCAAAAAGUAUCGUCUAAUUCACUCAGCUAAAGACGAGGAAACGUCCAAAUUUAGGUAGCACCAUACUGCUGUGCAUAAUCUAGCAAAUUCUCAAAUACCCUCAUUUUUAUUUCUCAAUCACCGUAGAAACCUGUAAUGACACAAAAGGCGAAUAGUUCAAAUUGAGGUUAGUAUUCAGGCCUUUACGAAUAGAACUCUGGACUAGUGGUGGUUCAAGCAAAAUAAAGCUACUUUAGCACUUGUCGGUUGACGUUUGUUGAUAUAUUCAGUUUACGCUUGACGCGCACGCCUGAUUAUUUAUCCAAUGAACAAGUGAUCACAAGUAUCUAAGUCAUGCUCUGAAUGAUCUUUUCACAUAACAGAGAAAAACAAAUGCCAGCCUAACCCGUGCAGAAAUGGAGGAACGUGCACUGAAAUGGAUGAUGGGUUUGAGUGUUCCUGUCCAAGCGAAUACAAAGGACCGACGUGUGAAAGUAAGUACUACGAUAUCAAGGUAAGAGAUCAAACCAGUUAUAACUGUUUCUGGUUUUGCCUAUCUUCGGUCACUGUGAACGUCUCACAGUUGAAAAGGAAGUAACAUGAUCCAUUAGUCACUUCGUCCAACCAGUCAGAUUAGCCAUGCAGAGAUCAUGUCCACCUCUUUAGAGUAGCGUAACCAUCCUGACCCGAGGAAAGAAGCACGAGCAAGCAAGGAAGCAAUGAAAGUGUAACGCACCUAUAUGCCUCUGUAUACCCGACCUGGCGUGUAACUGGAGUGUCGCAUUGUGGGACUUCAAUCACGGACUUGUAAUUCCUUUAUAGAAAAGGACCAGAGAGCUAUAAAAAAUUAUUAACAAAUGCAAAAUACUUGCCUGAAACUAGUACAUCACUAGUAGUGAGCGUUCGUUCCUGAGCUGUUCAUUUACUUUAUUUGUACUUUUUUUAGUGGAGAACCUUUGCUUCAUGAACCCUUGUCUUAAUGGAGGAACAUGUAUGGAGUUACUUGGAUCACACAGUUGUUUGUGCGCUGAGGGUUUUAGUGGAGCUGCUUGUGAGAGUAAGCGUUUUUUCUAUCAUUAUGGGGAACUUUGGAUUCUAAGACGAGGAUUUUCCUAGUAAUACUAAUAUUUAGUGCGCACGCGUGAAUCAGCAUUACUUUGGUAGGAAAAAUUGAUAACAAGUUAUCAAAUGUUAGGAGUUAUUUAUUAUGGUGGAUCAAUAGAAAUAACCAUAUUAACGUUUCUGUUGAAAGAUAAGUAAUUUAAGUAAUUUAUUGUGAAAAUACCACGCGAAAUAAACUUUCAGUCAAACCUCGUCCUUGUUGUUCGUCAUCGUAUAUGACAAUGAUGCUGUAUUGUAACCAUUCUCCUGAGAUGUCGUGCCCCCCGUAAGAGGCGACCCAAAAUUCCAAGCUUUUCAUCAUCGCUUACCAAGGGUGGUUGCUUUCGAGCCUUACUCCAGCUAUAAGUGCUCUGACUGGAAAAACUAAUUUAAUCGCUUAUCUCAGUUGUUGUUCUGAGUUAGAGAAUUAAUUUCACAUCCUAACGAAAGGCAAAUUAUGUAGUAUGCAGAAAAUCUCUUAACUGCUAUUUUUUAUUAAGUUAAUAAUUUUUCUUUUUUUAAGUUGAAAGUAAAUGCCGCAGCAAUCCUUGUAGAAAUGGCGGAACUUGUUAUGAUAAUCACAACUCCUACACAUGUUCUUGUUUGGCGGGGUUCUCAGGAAUCAAUUGCGAAAGUAAGUACAGAAGAGAGAUUUCCCUUGAUACGUGUCAGAUUACUGCAUUCUUCAUUCAUUCGCAAACCUCAAUGGCGGAAAUCAAGCAUGAACAACCUUGAAUCAUGCUAAACAGAGCGAAAGAAAAUUGAUGAUAAGUAGCUAACUUACCAGUAGCUUUCAUUUGAAUGCUCACAAUAUAACUCACUGGUAAGAUUUAGAACCACUUUGCAGAGCAGAACAAAAGUACCUCUAAAACUUCCUGCUCCAUGACCAUUAUUUCACUAACUGCUAUGCCGAAAAACCCGCCUUUACGUGUUAAUCAAAAAAACACUACACGAGAAAGUGCCUCUCAUUCAGCCUCGCACUUUCAUACCAUGAGAAAAAAAUUAUUUGAAUGGUAGAUCCAUGUUGAGGCAUCCUUUUCAGAUAAUUCAUUGAACCAUACAUAGUAAAUUCACCACAAAUUCACUACCGGUAAUUUCCUUCAGCUAUACUUUUCAUCACGUGGGAUGUCACGUGACCAUGAUUAUAGUUUAGGCCACAAGACCGCAAGAUCUCCAUUUCGAAAAAAAUCUCUGUCCGUUUGAUUCUUAGCGACCGCUAUUGCCGAUUAAUCCUAUUUUCCGAACACACUUUUGAAAAGGCCUAAACCCUUUUUUAAAGUUAAGAAUGGAUAGACUCAAGAGAGAAUGAUCAUUCUCUCUUGACUCAAGAGAGAAUGAGAUAGAUCUUUCUCUCUUGUUACACUGCAGAGAAUUGAACAUAUUUCUUGUAUUUUCGUUGCAGCGAUGGUAUCCGUUUGUGACUCUAACCCUUGCCUCAAUACUGGUACUUGCUUAAAUCAGGGACCAAACAUGUAUAAAUGUGUUUGUGCACAUGGCUUCAGAGGAAAAAAUUGCGAAAGUAAGUAAUCAAGAGUAGUGCUGUCCUCACGAAGAAAACUUUUGGGAUUAAAUUAAAUCAAGAUAGAACAUUGCAAGACAAGAGACAGCACUACAGCUUGAUGAUAAGGGACUGGGGCUGGUUUGAGUUUGGAUUCGAGUCCAUCCAUCUUUUGUCUGAACAACGGCUUUGUAACCGAAUACUGUCAAAAAACGAUGACAUUAUUACAUCGUAGUUAGACUAUAGCAACCUCGAUGGGUCUCCCCUGGAUGAUAUUAUGUCGCAAACUAAAGCAAAAAAAGAGUUGUGUUUUGCAGAAGUAAAUGAAGGUCGAAGUUAAGGACAAAGUAGGAAAUGCGAUGGCUAACCACCACAAAACAACAAUAGCUCCUACCUAAAACUGAAACAAUUUUGAUUUUUUGUUUGUUUUGUUUUUUGCCCAUGUAGUGGAGAAAAAAUGCGAGCCUAACCCGUGUCAGAACAGUGGAAUAUGUCGAGAACUGAUAGAGGACGAGGAUUACAAAUGCGAAUGUUUACAUGGGUACAGAGGCAAAGAUUGUGAAGGUUUGUCUAUUAUACCUCCACUUGUUUUAACUUCCUAAGUCUUCUGAAGCAGCAAGUUAGCUUCCAGCGAUGCUAAAUAAGAGUAGAAAAAAAUUCAGUCUAUCAGUUUUCCUUGGCUACCAAUUCGAGGAAAAUCUUGCCAAUGAUUUAUGGAUGAAAUUACUAAAAUUAUACAACAAUUACUUCAGGAACUUCAAGGCUAGAAAUUUUCAGGUACAAAUAGUUUUCCAACUCCCCAUGGCCAACCCGUCUCGAACUGUUGUAAUUUCCGGGUUUUUUUAUCAGUAUAAACUAAGGCAAAAAUCUCUCUUGAUCUUAGGGCCGUAGCAUUUUGUUUUCAAGAAAUUAUAUGUGAAAGACGUUUUUCAUCUAUCCCUUAUUCACCUCUUUGUCCCUAUCUUUGUCAUUUGUUGUUUUCUGUUCGUUUUUUGUUUGUUUUUUUAUUUACCUUCGAAUUUUUUUCAGCCACGCACAUGCGUACUGCCCUACUGGUAGCUAUGCCCCUAAACAUCAAUUAGAUUUUGGCUUGAAUUUUAAUUUUAAUAGCUCUAAUUUUACGAAUUUAUGAAUUUUCUGUUUAGAGGAGAUAAACAUGUGUGAGUCAAAUCCUUGUACAAACGGUGGAACAUGUACAACCAUGACAAGUUCAUACCGUUGUCUAUGUGUCGAAGGCUUUCGGGGAAUUAAUUGCCAAGGUGCGUUUCACACACUAUUUUCUUAAAAUAAAUGAAGUUGUAUGACCUUUAUCUUCCUCUUAACUUCCAGUGUUGGUUGAUUGACAAAAUUUUACCCACAUUAUUGAUAGAUACUUUUUUUAUUUAAAGGAAUGGCUGGUUAAUUGAGUUAGUUCUUUCACUGACUGACCGAUCGAUGAUAACGAUUGAUUAAUUGAUUGAUUGAUUCAUUAAUUCACUUUAUUGACGCUUAGCAACUCACUUGAUAAAUAAUAAAUUUCUACUGCGUUUAUUAAGUUAUUUUCGUAACUGAUUGCUUGCUUAACAUUGACCUUAUAAUAGAACAAGACAGAUGUCACUCGCUUCCAUGUCAAAAUGGAGGAACUUGCAUCCAAGAGAUCACUGGAACGUACAAAUGUCAAUGUCAAGAAGGAUUCAGAGGAUUUAACUGUGAAGGUAAAAAUCACAUUCUCAACAAUAAAAUCCAAAGAUAUUUUGCAUAUUAGAUCCUCAUCACUAUAAAAUUCAUGUGCUAAUUUCUAUUUUGAGUAUUUCCUAGAAUUCUUAAUCAUUUACAAACGCUAUAGCAAACACGAGGACAAGUGUUUCAAUAGUUUUUUCACACACCUCAAAUACUUGUUCAAUCCGAAGUAAUCUCCCAAACAUUUUUAAACCUGCACGCAAUGUUGAACAAGACUAAGCAAAAACAACUUUUCCUGUAACGACCAAUUGAUCAAGGGCAUGAACGAAUGAACAACCACAGCGUGUGUAAAAUUUAGUAGUUGUAUAAUUACUGGUUGAUAUUUUGAAAUUUUUUGCAUCAAUAAUUACUUUCAGAGGAGCUAAAAUGUCAUUCGGGUCCUUGUCAAAAUGGCGGCACGUGUUUUGAAAACAGUGGUGGAUACACAUGUACUUGCCCGCCUGGGUUCAAGGGACUCAACUGCGCAGGUCAGUUAACUAAAUCAAAAGAAAUAUAAUUAUAGUGAACAAUAAUGAUAGUAGGCUGACUAUGAUAUGAAAUAUUAUGCAGUUCGUAGAGGAGUGCUUUCCGCUGACCUAUUAAAGGCAAAUUUGUAGUUAUACGACCUGUUUUAAACGACUUAUCACUGACUAUAGCUUGGCACUAAAACUGCAGAACUUUUAGUAAUGUUACAGGCUUCCAUAAGUAAGAGGUUAGAACGAUCACAUGACUUGCAAGGUUCUCGAUAAACAGCACAGUACGUAUUCAAGUAACCCAGGUAAUUCAGUUAAGACACAUAAGACCAUUUCAUAAUGGCUCUACUGAACUUAUCCCAGGGGGGGGAAACAGAAAUUCAAAAAGGGGCCAUUAAAUUCUGGUGAGAGCGCGGACCACUCAGCCAACCCCUAGAUCCACCGAUGUAUCAACUGACUCCUAUUCUGAUGUCCCUUUAGAGAAGGACAGCUGUCACCCUAAUCCGUGUCAUCAUGGCGGAGUGUGUGAAAUAGAUGGUGACGACUACACAUGUUCAUGCACUUCCGGCUGGACAGGUCUCACGUGUGAAGGUACAAAAUAAAGUUCAUCAAUUAAGGCUGCGUUCCUUUGUGAUGAUCCGGAUCAGAAUCAGUGAUCCGAGAUCAUUCGGAUCAUGGUAGAUCAAAUGAACCGAUGAAUCCUUGUCCAGAGUGGAUUCAUCGGUUCAUUUGAUCUACCAUGAUCCGAGUAAUCCGAGAUCACUGAUCCUGAUCCGGAUCAUCCCAAAGAAACGCACCCUUCAGUUGCCUUUCUGCCGAAUCUUUUUUUUUUGCGUAAACUUAAUUACGGGCAGCAAUCACAUAAUGAGAAUGUUGGUAGAUUAUCUUACGAAUCCAGGUAUGAGCAAAGGGGUCCGCCCGAUAAACUAUACUUAUCAUUUUAAUUUUGAAGUGACAAAUUUACACGACUGGUAACUGGGAAAUAAAGGAAAAUCGCAUAAGAAUUUUGCUUUCUCUCCGUCAGGGUGUCGGGAACACAGAACAUAAGACGUUCAGGCUACUUGUUAGGUUCUUUUCUCGCGACAUUCGCUUGUUUACAUACGUCUACUCGGAUUCGGGACUGUUCAUUUUAAAAUUGCGUUUUGAGACUGGGUCGUAGUUUUGAUUAAUUGCACAGCACUAUAAGGCUGUGUUGGUACACUGUCGCUAUCAAAGGUUGUGCAGGAGACUGGAUCAAAAUUCACGCCCCAAAACAGUACCAUAGUGCAGUUCGAAACAGCACUGACCCAGUCCCAAGGGCAACCAAUGAAAGUGGAUUGUCUAGAUACAGGCUCCUUGCUUGGGUCCUCACUUUCAAGGCUCUGCAACCAGUUUGAUUUUCAAGACAAUUCGUUUCUUCUCAUCAUCCAUUCUUUGCUGGAAAUCCUUCUCUGCUCUGAUUGACUACAGUAUUUUUCGAACCAAACACGCUGUGCAUGAUCACCAGCCAGGCAUUCCCGGGGGUGGCGGUCCUCCCAGAUAAAUGUGAAGUGGAUACUCGUUGUUUCUCUUAGGUUAUAAAGUGUAGAUUUCGGUCUCACCUAAGAAUCACCAGAUGGAAAUCCAAUAUUUCUACCGGCAUAAACUAAACGCAUCUCUUGGUAUAGGUUUGUGCGGCGAGAAAUUUCUAUAUGAAAAACAAACGCCGUCAUGCUGUGAAAGAGUAUAGUCUCCAUUAGGGACAAAUAAGUCUGAACCACUCCCACAUGCCAUAUUGGACUCUUUUUGAGGUUUAAUUCUGAUUUUCGAUUAACAUCCUUGUCUCUUUUAUAAAGGAGUGCUCCCGGGAAGGCAUCAUAUAGGAGAUUAUCUGAAUGUCUUAUAUACGCAUUAAAUAUUUCAUGACUUUAUUUCGUUUUAGAUGAGGAUCAUUGUCAUCCGAGCCCGUGUGUAAAUGGAGGAGUUUGUAUCGCCAAAGGUUCCUCUUAUGAAUGUCACUGCCCAAUACAUUGGGCUGGAAUAAACUGUGAAAGUAAGAGUUAACAUGUUAUAGAGUAAGAAGCUAGGAUUGCUAGCAUAGUAACUCUCGUUCUUCACGCUACACUGAAUAUCUUUUUUGUAAUCGAUCUCUAUUAGAGAAUGAGUAAAUAGAAAUUCCAAGAGAGCAAAUCGAAACAGGUCUGAAGCGCGCACCCAAAGCGCAUCCGUAUGACUCGACUGUUUAAAAUUUAUUAGCAUCAUUAUUUAACCCUUCUAGCUUUAUUAAGACAACAAUGAAAAGAUCUGUAAGGAGAGAUUGCUUUUGGAUCUUCGUUUUAUUAUUUUAUUUUGCAGCACCCACUACACUGGCUUAUGCUGUAGCCAACACAUGCGCAGCAACAACUUACGGCUGCUGUCCUGAUGGCAAAACACCCGCAGCAGGUCCUCAUCAGUCAGGCUGUCCCGGUAAGGAAUGGAGCGAG
Molecule: messenger RNA, 10197 nt
Organism: Porites lobata
Lineage: Eukaryota; Metazoa; Cnidaria; Anthozoa; Scleractinia; Poritidae
Source: the annotation of a GenBank genome assembly